AUGCCCAAGUGUAAAGUCUGCGGAGGUGUAAACUUUAUUAAGGAUAUUGCCAACGCAAACAAUGAUACGGUGUGCCAGGACUGUGGUACAGUCGCAGAGGACAAUCCUAUUGUUUCGGAAGUAACUUUUGGAGAAUCCAGCUCGGGAGCUGCAGUCGUUCAUGGUAGUUACGUGGGUGCUGGACAAUCACACGCGGCUUUUGGACCUAGAGGUGGCUCAUCGGCCCUCGAAUCUCGUGAAGCUACCAUCAACAAUGCCCGCAGAAAACUGCGGGCUGUGUCGCACGCUUUGAGCAUCCCAGAGUACGUCACAGAGGCCGCAACACAGUGGUACACGCUAGCAUUGGCCAACAAUUUUGUACAGGGGCGUCGUUCUCAGAACGUUAUCGCUGCUUGUUUGUACAUUGCCUGUAGAAAAGAGAAAACGCACCACAUGCUGAUUGAUUUCUCAUCACGGUUGCAGGUCUCGGUAUACUCUAUUGGCGCGACCUUUUUGAAAAUGGUCAAGGUUCUACAUAUCACGAAUUUGCCGCUGACAGAUCCCUCGUUGUUCAUUCAGCAUUUUGCCGAGAAACUUGAGCUGGGAGAUAAGAAAAUAAAGGUAGUCAAAGACGCAGUUAAGCUCGCGCAGCGUAUGGCCAGAGAUUGGAUGUACGAGGGGCGUCGUCCUGCUGGUAUAGCUGGCGCGUGUCUGCUUCUCGCGUGUCGAAUGAAUAAUCUGCGCAGAACACACUCCGAGGUUGUAGCUGUGUCGCACGUCGCAGAGGAAACGUUACAACAGCGGUUGAACGAAUUCAAAAACACCAAGUCAGGAAAACUCUCCAUCAACGAGUUCCGCGAGGAUGACGAUGAAAGCACGAACAACACGGAAUCUCACCCACCCUCUUUCGAGCGGAACCGACUCAAGGAAAAGAAGCUGCGUCAAAAGAUGAUGGGAAACCAAUUUGAGACCAGCGAAGAAGCUUUGAACAGAAAUCCGAUCUUGUCGCAGGUCCUGGGGGCCCAAGAACUUUCAUCGAGAGAGGUACUGUACUAUCUGAAACAGUUUUCAGAAAGACGAGAGAAAAAUGAGAGCUUAGACCAUACCAAUGGCUCAAGAUCACCAGGCGUGGACAAUGAGAAGGAAAAGAAUGAGACCGGAAACAAUGAGGAACUUUCGAACACUGAAACGAACACCAAAUCGGAACAGCGACAAGGCAGCGAGGAACCGGCAAAUUUCCAAGACGCCAUCGAUGGCUACUCGAUCGAAACCGAUCCCCACCGUCCGAGAAACUUGCAUUUGCUACCUACCACUUCCUCGCUACUGGCGAAAGUUGCUGAUGACCCCGAGGAUCUACAAGACGUGGACGACGAGGAGCUGGAAUCACAACUUCUCGACGAGGAGGCAUCUCAGCUCAAGGAACGGAUUUGGAUAGGUAUCAACGGCGAUUUUUUGCUGCAACAAGAAUCCAACAGGCUCAAACAAGAAGCAGAUCUGGCAUCUGGAAAUGCCUCUGCCAAAAAGCGCGGCACGACUCGUCGCAAGCGGAAGCCUGCCUCCGACGCAGAGGGUGUUUUGGCUGAUUUGAAGGACGACUCAGGGCUGCAGGCUGCUUUGAAGCUCGCUGAAGACAGCGGUGACUUGACCACAGCCGACAACGUGAAGAAUAUGAUCCAAAAGUCUAGUUUUUCCAAGAAAAUCAACUACAACGCCAUCGAUGGGCUAUUCGGUGGCGCGUAA
Molecule: messenger RNA, 1719 nt
Organism: Lachancea meyersii CBS 8951
Lineage: Eukaryota; Fungi; Ascomycota; Saccharomycetes; Saccharomycetales; Saccharomycetaceae
Source: the annotation of a GenBank genome assembly